This is a messenger RNA of Oreochromis niloticus (Nile tilapia), 467 nucleotides long. RefSeq names its product dispanin subfamily A member 2b-like. Lineage: Eukaryota; Metazoa; Chordata; Actinopteri; Cichliformes; Cichlidae. The coding region runs from base 21 to 467 and encodes 148 amino acids. The transcript is spliced from 3 exons. The record is from RefSeq and is a predicted model, not a curated record. Gene Ontology annotation, cellular component: plasma membrane.
GUUGUGACAUUAGGAUCUUUAUGUGGGUCUUUGAUGCUGAGCUCAGACCAGUGAAAGCGAUCAAUCCUCCAGCUUACGUUCCAGUGCAGGUGAUGCCCUCUGAUGGGCCCUCUGGACAGCCUGAAGCAUUUGUAUUGGUUCAGCACACCAAUGUGAACAUCAUCACUGAGCCUCGAAAGGACCAUAUUAUCUGGUCCCUCCUUUGUUUUGUCUACUCAUACCCUUGUUGUUGUUUUGGACUUGCAGCUCUCAUUUAUUCUAUCAAGGCCAGAGACCUCAAGGUGGCCAGAGAUCUAGCGCGUGCUCGACGCCAUGGCUCCACUGCACGCAAACUUAACAUCGCUGCCACAGUCCCGUUUGCCAUUUUAUUCCUGAUUUUCAUUGCUCCAGGCAUUAUUAAUGCUGCAAUGGUGGCUAGUGUUAUAAAAGAAAUGCCAAACAGUAACCAUCAAUAUAACGGAAAUUAA